This is a messenger RNA of Acytostelium subglobosum LB1, 1488 nucleotides long. RefSeq lists its product as hypothetical. The coding region runs from base 1 to 1488 and encodes 495 amino acids. Gene Ontology annotation, cellular component: cytoplasm. Gene Ontology annotation, molecular function: metal ion binding. The transcript has a single exon. NCBI's taxonomy places the organism in Eukaryota, Evosea, Eumycetozoa, Acytosteliales, Acytosteliaceae. Gene Ontology annotation, biological process: protein transport. The record is from RefSeq and is a predicted model, not a curated record.
AUGUCAUAUAGCUCUACACCACCUUCAAAUAUAUUGGCGGGAUGGCCUGGAGACUCGAGGCCAGCCCCUGUGGCCCCAAACGCCCCAACUACUUUGUUUGACGAAACACAUGCACAGACAAGCCACACUCACAUCGAUGCCAGUCGCAAUAAGAUAUGGAUAGUACUGAAUCAGACGUCGUAUGUCGGUGGCGAUACGGUCAGUGGCACAGUCGAACUAGAUUGUCACAUUCCCUUCAAUGCAAAGGGCGUGCUGGCCAAGUUCAAAGGCUUCGAGCGAGUCUGGCUGCAAGAGCAUCGUCUAGAGACAGAGGGCGAGGGCAAUGACAAGCGAACCGUACAGAAAUUGAUCGAUCAUCGUGAGAACAAAGAGUUCUUCCGCUCAUCGAUAUGCGUAUAUCCUCAGCAGGGCAUUGUCAACCCAGGCCACUACUCAUUCCCCUUUCAGUAUCAGCUGCCACCCACCCUACCCGGCACAUUCAGCGAGGAGGGCAAGGACGCCACAGGCAACUACCAGGGCACGAUCAUGUACAAGGUCAAGGCCACGGUGGACGUUGCUCACAAGCACGACCUCAAGGCCACGAGUCGCCUGGUCGUCAACGAGAGAUGCAACGAUCUGGUCAAGCCAAACUAUGCUGAGAAUCGCAAGUCCUUCCUGCUGACCAAGGGCAAGCUGGUGGCACAAGUGUGGAUGAACAAGAAUGUCUACUACCCCGGAGAGACACUCGUCAACAAGGUCAAGAUCAACAACACAUCAAUCAAGGAAACACGUCGUAUAUCAAUCAAGGUGUCACAACGCAUCGAGCUUCGAGCACACCUCUAUUAUCGAACAUUGAACAAACAGGUCUACAAACAAGAGUACGACGGUGUACCUCCAUGCUUCUAUGGCAAGCGAUACCUGCCGUUCAGCAUCCCCGUGCACAUCAAGCCCUCGUCGUCGAUUGGCGAGCACAUUCGCUCCGUCUACCAGGUCGAGGUGGAGUUUGACAUUCCAGGCGCACUGGAUCUCGUCGUCACACUGCCACUCACAGUGUUUGCGCCACAGUUCCUCUAUUCAACGCUGCCGCCCCAGCCACCCAGCGCCCCACUUCCACCCGAUGUCAGCUACCGCCACCCAUGGGAAGACGAUGAACAGGUCAAGAAUUGCAAUCAAUGCAAGGAGAAGUUCUCGUUGUUUGUUCGCAAGCAUCAUUGUCGUCACUGCAUGAAGGUGUUCUGUUCCAAGUGCUGUGCACGCGAGUCCACAAUCCUAAAUCUGGGCUUCUCACAUCCUGUCAAAGUGUGCGAGGAGUGCUUCCCCAAGGCACUGAUUGGCGGCGCCAAGUUUGAGUCGGCCAAGCAAUUCGAACAAUCCUACCAAGAGGCAUUGGCACAGUACAACUCAAAGUAUCCAUGGCUUGAGCAGCAACACAAAGGAGGUCAACUGAGUACCAAAGACGUAACAGUAUCCAGUAGUAAUGGUCAUGGAAAUGGUAGUUAUCACUAUUAG